AUGACCUCCUACAUGACCGGCAGCGAGGCCUUCACUCGUGAACACCAACAGAUGGACUCCGCACCCCAAGCAGCUUGGGCUGACAAGUACCGCGGGGCCACCAUUGAAGACCUCGACCCGCCCCAGGCACUUUCCGUCUCCCCCGAUAGCCCCAUCUCCGCCGCACUCAUGGCCGCUUACGAGCGCGACUACACCCACCUCACCGUCAUUUCUGCCCAGCGAUCUCUCCUCGGUUACCUGAGCAUCCCCCGACUGAAGGAGCUGAUCCAGAGCGGUGCCGUCAAGGAUUCCGACCCAGUCUCUGCCGCUAUGCAACGUUUCAACCGAAAGCGAGGCAUCUACAAGGUGAUCACCAUGGAGACACCCUUAGAGGAGCUGGAGGAGUUCUUCGAGAGCGAGACCGGUGCCAAUGGUGACAAGCGGGAGAAGCACCCAUUUGCCGUGGUGACCGAUGCAGCACGCAAGUUUGUGCUUGGCGUUGCUACAAAGGCCGAUCUGGAGGAGUUUGUGAAGCGACGACCUUGA
This is a messenger RNA of Penicillium pulvis, 525 nucleotides long. Its product is annotated as putative cystathionine beta-synthase (beta-thionase). The transcript has 2 exons. NCBI's taxonomy places the organism in Eukaryota, Fungi, Ascomycota, Eurotiomycetes, Eurotiales, Aspergillaceae. The record is from RefSeq and is a predicted model, not a curated record. The coding region runs from base 1 to 525 and encodes 174 amino acids.